Messenger RNA from Nematostella vectensis (starlet sea anemone), 2446 nucleotides. RefSeq lists its product as uncharacterized. The transcript is spliced from 9 exons. Gene Ontology annotation, biological process: protein phosphorylation. NCBI's taxonomy places the organism in Eukaryota, Metazoa, Cnidaria, Anthozoa, Actiniaria, Edwardsiidae. The coding region runs from base 164 to 2365 and encodes 733 amino acids. The record is from RefSeq and is a predicted model, not a curated record. Gene Ontology annotation, molecular function: protein kinase activity; ATP binding.
CUCUCCUCUUUAUUGUGUCGAUAUACGACUGGGUUCCCUGUGGGCACCUGGUAGGGGGCUGGUAAAGAGAUAGUAGAUAACUUCCGUGGAAUGGCGUCGAAGAAGUAGGUCAAAAACACCAUGAUCUUCAAUUAUUAGCUAACGACAAUGAUCAAUAAGUACCAUGAAGAAUCUUCAAACAGCCUUUAGCUAUGUCGCUACAAGCUCCGUACUAAGGACGAGGUUAAAGCAUCUACAAUUUAUCGAGGAGCAAAUCCGUAGAGCCCUGGAAAUCCUGCCUACUUAUGUUGUUGGUGCGGAAAAAGCUGGGCAUCCCGUGAAAUGUCUCUUGGACAAUGCCUUGUCGAAACUUCACGAUUUAACACUUCAAUACAGAGAAGACGUUAAUGCUAGUCUAAAGGCUUCAAACAUCACACAGGAAGAGCUCUCGGACUGGAAGCAGCUAGGAGAGGGGGGCUUUUCCAAUGUUUUCAAGGCAAAGCUAAAAGGCAAUGCAGUUGCUAUCAAAGUUCUCAAGAACUUUGCAGAAUCAAAAGCUCUGUUUAUAGAAGGCAACUUACUGAGGGAUUUUAGGCAUGACAACAUUGUUGCAUUUCGGGGUAUGGGAUGGCUGCAGUGCGAUAUUAAACCCUUGCACCUCACUGCUCACAGCCCAUACAUUGUCAUGGAGUACAUCCCUAAUAACUUGUAUCGUCAUGUUGAGAGCCAAAGGACUCCUGAAUCUCAAGGCCUUCCCCUUGGACAAGUAUGGUCAUUCAGUGGACAAAUAGCGAGUGGGCUGAUGUACCUACAUGGUCUGAGCCCACCUAUCAGCCAUCGAGACCUCAAGCCUGACAACAUUCUACUAGAUAAAAGGAGCAUGCGAAUCAAGUUGGCUGAUUUUGGGUUGUCUCACCAAGUGGCUGUAACAACAAGUGGGGAGAUGUCACUAUUUCAAGCACGCUGGGCGGCGCCUGAAGUCUGGACUCAUGAUGUUGGGAGUGAAUACCAAGAAGAAUAUUAUCAAGAUGACAAUGCACGAUUGCCAGAAGAUGAAAACUUUGGAUUUGAUGAGGAUACAUUUUUCUUACGCGCAGACAUCUAUUCGUAUGGUCAAGUACUUGCUUACAUGAUCUCUGGUACUUGUCCAUGGGCUGGCCGAAAUUCAGUCAGUGUUGUAGGGAUCAGGGAAAAUCUUUUUCAACAAGAAGACAAAGUUAAGGUUCCACCGGAUCUGAAGGGAGACCUCAGAAAAAUCAUAGCUUCUUGUCGCGAGAGUGAUCCAGCCAAAAGACAAACUUCCAAGGAGCUUGUUACACGGUAUUUCUCAACCGAUGUUAACCCGUACCAAGCAGAGGUUGAAAGUGCUGAGUUUUUCUCGUGUGGCUUUCUGAAGGACACACGGAUUUUUGUAGCUGACAGUCUUGUAUCAGAUUCCAGUGAAGGCUUUAUAAAGACCAAGGAACAGCCUGUGGGGUACCCCCCUGAGUGUCUAUUGUGUGAGGUCAAGGUUGGUCUGAAAGAGUUCAACGACUGUCCUUCAGAGUGGAUCUACGAGCAGAAAUACCGCGAACACUAUGCACACUUCAGACAGGCCGCAAUAGACAAGAAGAUCGAAGAUAACCCUGCCAUCGCGCUCAAGAGCCUGGCUACGCCCCGGGAGGAGGAGGAGGAGCGGCAGGAGGUGUUGCUGCGAUACGCACAGUCUACCUACUGCCACCAUCGGGCUAUGCGGGAGGUGUGGAUGAAGGUGUUGGACGAGCAGAAAAGACGGGACCUUGUUCCAUGCAAGAGUGUCGUCCAUCCUUUGUUUAGCACUUCUUUUGGUCUCCACGUGGCCGUCCUCACGGCAGACUCACCCAGGAAGUUCAUCUUCGCACGCAGAGCUAACCGAGAGGGACUAGCUACUCCAGGCCAAUACACGUGCGGAGCCGUAGAAAGUGCUUCCGUGAAGGACUACAAGAUCAUUGACGGACAAGAGUAUGUUGAUCUGGUAGAGACAGCAGUCCGAGGACUAGAGGAGGAACUCCGUGUUGAACUCAUCGGCGAUGAUCGACAGGCUCUCUGUCUAUCUACCGUCUACCUCAAGUUCGACACUCACGAGUGGGGCAUGUGUGGCUUCGUGGACCUUUCAGACGAGCGAGUGUCACCCGAGCGUCGACUGACAUUCGACCAGCUUGCCUCUCGGUUCAGCUCAGGACCAAAAGAUAAAUUUGAACACGAGGAAGUAAAAGCUGUGGAUUUCGAGUUGGCAACUAUGGUGGAAUUCGUACGUGAGAACUUUCAGGACUUUGCCAGCUCUGCUAAGUUAGUGGUUGUUAAAGUUUUGCAGUCUUUUUUCGGGUUGGCAGCUGUUGAACAAGCUUUCAAAUCUUAUGAUAGCUAGAGAACAAGUAGGAGAUCUUUUUAAAGGAGCGUGUAACAGAUAUAUUUAAACGGGCAUGUAGUAAAGAAUGUCGAUCAACCA